Messenger RNA from Aphanomyces astaci, 1423 nucleotides. RefSeq lists its product as hypothetical. Bases 34 to 1281 code for a protein of 415 amino acids. The transcript is spliced from 4 exons. The record is from RefSeq and is a predicted model, not a curated record. NCBI's taxonomy places the organism in Eukaryota, Oomycota, Saprolegniomycetes, Saprolegniales, Verrucalvaceae.
AUCCCCACAUCCCAACCCAACACAGACGCGACGAUGGCACCAGCGUAUGAUCCCGCGUUUGUUGGGCAUGUAGAGGCCGAGGACAAGGCCGCGUUCCAGAACCGGCUCGUGGAGAAGCUGAGUGAGGUCUUGGAGCAGGAAGUCGAGGGCGUCAUGGCGGAAUACAUUGUCGUGAUGGUCGGCAAUCAAAAGACGAUGAAGGAGAUCCACGACGAGAUGGUGGACUUUAUGGGCGCCGAAUCCGCAGAGUCCGCCGUCGCAUGCAUCUAUAACCUCUUGCGUGGGCCGCCUGCUACCGCCAUCGACGCAUCCCCUUCCCCUCCUCCCCCAUCGGCAUCUCCAUCCCCGGAGCCUUCAUCCGACAGCCCUACUACCACUACCGCACCACCUUCGACAAAGAUCAUCAAUCUCUCGGGCAUCAAAGCAUCCUCGACCGUCGACCUUUCUGGCAAAAGCAGCAGCACCAUCCGUGUCAUCGGCAGCAGUGCAACGUCAAAGGACUUGAAACACGCGCUCAAGUCGCGGUCGGAGCGAUUCGGCAUCCCUGAAAAGAAGAUCGUGGACGACAAGCCGUCGUCAUCGUCAUCGUCCAGUCGGCCCACCAAGCUCUCGAUCACGGAACGUCUUGGUGGCCGCGACACCAAGAAGGAUGCGCCUCCAUCGUCGUCGUCGUCCAGGACCGAUCGAUCUCGCCAGGACAGCCAACGGCCGUCCCGCAGCGAACCCCGCGAUUCGAACAAGAAGCGCAAGGGACCCAACGACCCAGACGACAAGGCAUCCUCCUCUCGCGAUCAGGACGACCAGCGGGCGUCGAAGCGGCCGGCGCGGGAUGGCGACCGCUACCCGCCCGGCCCUCGAGGCCCAUACCCGUUCCCUCCCAUGUUCCAAGGGUACCCCCCGUAUCACAUGCCUCCACCGGAGUUCAUGUAUGGGUACCCGCCGCACCACCCCCACCAUCCGCACCCACACAUGCCUGGCUUUGGAUACCCUGGCAUGCCCCGGGGUCCGUACCCGCCGCCAGGAGCACCGCGCCGCUUCAACAACAAAUGGAUCAACCCCGCGGCGGCAGCAGCAGCAGAAGGCGCCACGGACGUCGCGGCCGACAAGACGGAUGAACCCGCCGGCGAACCCGACGCACCAAAGCCGCAACCGGUCGGAUUUGGGUACCCUCCCGCCCGUCCGCGGUUCCAAAACAAGACGUGGGUCCGCCCCGAACCUCAAGACCCCCCGACCCCCCAAGCCGACGAAGCGCUGUCGGCCAGUUUGCCCAAGACGCCGUAGAACCAUCAGGAGUCGACCCCUCGUCCAUCAACACUUCUAUAACCCCCCCACAAUAUUCCACUCAUGUAUCUUUGACCUACUGAAUGAAUAUAUUAUUUAACCUAUGCAAUAAACGUUGGUUGUGUUGGGUGGUGACCAGAGA